Molecule: messenger RNA, 758 nt
Organism: Neomonachus schauinslandi (Hawaiian monk seal)
Lineage: Eukaryota; Metazoa; Chordata; Mammalia; Carnivora; Phocidae
Gene: HRCT1
Product: histidine rich carboxyl terminus 1
Exons: 1
Coding region: 48-341 (97 amino acids)
Source: RefSeq, a predicted model, not a curated record
AGGAAGCAGCAAGGAGGCGCCGAGGGGAAGGACUGUCCAGCUCCCGGAUGCUAGGCCUCGUGGGCUUGAUCACGGGCGCUGCUGCGGCCGUCCUGCUGCUGCUGCUGCUGCUGGCCGCCUGCCUGUGCCGCGGCCGGCAGGACCGCGAUGUGGAGAGGAACCGCCCGGCUGCGAGGACAGACCGGGUCCGGUGGGCCCAGCCUUGCUUCUUCCCGCGCCGGGGCCACCUGGGCCGCCUGGGCCACCUGGGCCGCCCUCACUGUUUCCAUCAUCCUGGCCACGUGGCUCGCACGCACCAUGCGGGCCUCCGGCACCACCACGCCCCCCGAGGCCGCCGCUGACACCUGUGAGUGGCACCCACUGCCUGCCCUUCCGUCGCGGGCACUCGUGGACGCCCGUGCUCCCGUGCAGAGGGGCGCCUCUGGGUGGUAAACGCGGGGUACUGUGCCCGGUCCCGCUGGGCUGCUUCCGCACACUACGCCCCGGAGAACCGAGGGGCACCGGGGGUGGCCCUGCGCACACCGAAGGGUGACGCGGUGAGAGCAGGCGAGGCCCUUCGGGGAUGGAGCCGCCUGUGACUUCACUCCCAGCGGACGCCGGCGCACGUGGACGCCCAGACGACGCGCCGCGCUCCUGGAAGUGCUGUCUUCUGACGUACUGUACUACUGUCCGCAGGCCCCUGGCCCGGGGGCUCCUGGGGGGGCCGGCAACGCCCUCGUAUCUGGAGAAGGCAGUACGAGGCUGCAAGGUCCAUUCAC